CGCCCAGUCAGCAAGGUUGCGCGUGCCCCCGUGCGACCGCCAAGAUGGUGGUGGGCGCGUUUCCUAUGGCGAAGCUGUUAUACCUGGGCAUCCGGCAGGUCAGCAAGCCUCUUGCCAACCGUAUUAAGGAAGCCGCCCGUCGCAGCGAGUUCUUCAAGAACUAUAUCUGCCUCCCGCCGGCUCAGCUGUACCACUGGGUGGAGAUGCGGACCAAGAUGCGCAUCAUGGGCUUCCGGGGCACAGCCAUCAAGCCGCUGAACGAGGCCGCCGCGGCCGAGCUGGGCGCCGAGCUGCUGGGCGAGGCCACCAUCUUCGUGGUGGGCGGCGGCUGCCUGGUGCUGGAGUACUGGCGCCAGCAGGUGCAGCAGCGCAACAAGGAGGAGCAGCAGCGCGCGGCCUGGGACGCGCUGCGGGACGAGGUGGGCCGCCUGGGGCUGGCGGUGCAGGCGCUGGAGGCGCAGGCGGGGCCCGGGGGCGCGCUGGAGGAGCUGCGGGCGCAGGUGCGCGAGGUGCGCGCCCAGCUCGGCGCCCAGGGCGCGGCGGCCCAGGCGGCGUCUGCCGCCAAGAAAUAGGAGGCCCCGGAGCCGGACUUGGAUGUGAGCCUGAGCGCCGCCUGGCCUCUCCCGGCGCCACCCUGCCUGUGCUGGCCUCGCGGAAACCACGGACCUCGGCACGGCCCCUCCCCCCCGGCGGGGGGCCGUCCAGCACGCCCCCAGCCUCGCGCUGGUUGGGUCAGUCCAUAGAGCUCAUCUCUCCACCCCUCACCCCAAACCACGGACCCCCGCGGGCAGGACGGCACAGCUGUCCCCUGACAGAAGGAAAAGGGAGCCUGGACUUGAGCCGAACCCGCCUGCCGAGCCCCUUACUUGAUCAGGGCUCCCUGCCCGGAGCACUCGCCCUCGGACUGGACCCGAGCACCCGCCUUCCUUUCGCCGUGGGGCGUCAGCGGACUUCAUCCCCUCAGGUGGCUCUUUGAGGGAGGGGAAGGGACCCCGCUUGUCUGUCUUUCCCCUUAACCAGAUCCCUGCUACCUCCAGGAGUGGGGUGCACAGCAGGACCCCUCAGCCUGUCUGUGGGGCCACCUGGCGGAAUGGCAGUGCAGGGGCUUCUGAGGUGCUGCUCUCCCAACCCCCUUCAGUGGUGGAAGAGCUGGACCUGCCCAGGGCUCAUCCAGCUGCCUUCCAGCCUCGCCCCCGCGUGGGUCCCCAUUCCCCCCCACUCCCCCCACCCCCUUCUCUUAGGCCAUUCCCGCUGCCCCGUGCCCGCCUCAGCCAGUGGCCUGCCUCGGGGGCCACGGCCACGGGCGAGCUGAGCAUGACCCCUUGUUCCAAAUCUGGCCAUCUCUGCUCUUGUCCUCUCAGGGCUCGGCGGUGCCCAGCCCCCUCCCGCGGAGAUGCCUGUCCGAGCCUCACCCCCACCCGCUGGUCAAGGCUGCUCACUGGCCUGCUUCCCGGCCGACAUCACAGCCCCCUGGACUUGGUGGCUUAGGACAAGGCUUUAUUCUCUGUCCUGGGGGCCAGAGGCCCAAAAUCAAGGUGUCCACAGGGCCAUGUAUCCUUGGAAGACUGGAGAGGGAGAGCCCUCCUGGCCUCUCCAGUUUCUGGGGUGCCCAGGGACCCUUGACUUGUUUGAGUAGUAUCCCCAGUCUCCACCUUGGUCUUCUCAUGGCCUCCUCCUCUUGUCUCUUAUAAAGACACAAAAUCUUGAAUCCUGCCUGACCAAAGUCCUGAGUCCUCUGAUCAAAGAAUUUAGGGCCCCAAGUCUGGGAUGAUUUCAUUUAGUAAUCCUCACCUUAAUUACGUCUGCAAAGAUAUUUUUUCCAAAUAAACUCAUUUGCAGGUCUCAGGGGUUAGGAUGUGGGCAUACCUUGUUUUUUUUUGGGGGGGGGAGCAACAUUCAACCCACUACAUCUCCCCACCCCUAGUUCUUUCCCAGGUGGGGAAGCUGAGGCAGAGGGGCUUGCCCAGAGCCGGCCAGUGAGGGGCUGUCCCAGGUGGUGCACUUGUAGGGAGCAGGUGCGAGCAGUGAGGGAGAACCCACCAGGAGCUGGGUGAGGAAGGAGAGACUUCUGCGAGAUGGGACCUCCCCAGGGAGGCCAAGGCAUCCCAGGGGCAGUCUGAGGGGGUGCAGCGGGGAGAGGGGUCAUAGGGAAACUCAGUCUCAUAUAACAUCAGCCUCAGAUCACCCCCAAGGGAUCCCUUCCACCUGGGCUCCUUCCCAGGAGUCAGCAGGUGAAGUGGGGGGUCCCUUCCCGCCCUCGCUGCGCCUCAGCUCACUCCCCCUUCAGGGUGCUGAGACCUGCCCAAAUGGAAAAAGAGGAAACUUUACGGGUUCCAAAGCAGCAUAUCAGUUCCUUCUAGAAGAGGGGGAGAAGCUGGUAGAGGGUGCUGAGGAGGUGGGCCCUGGGUGGGGGUGUCUUUAAAAUGGGAGGUGACCUGAGCGGGCUAGUGACGAGGGGAAGAAGGCAAAAGAUGCAGACCUGUGUGCGGAGGGAAGCGGCUGCCCGGCCCGUGCCUGGUGUCCAUGGUCGCCCACGGCACUGGCCGGGGAGCACAGGCAGCAGGCGGCCAGGGCUGUCCAGCGCGGUCGUCACUGCAGCAGAGCCGGGUUAUUGAGGCCUCCUCAGGUCCCGGGCACUGUUCUAAGUGCUGUACGUGACCUGUGGCAUUUGCCGAGUGUCGCUGGUGAGCAGUGAGGCACGGGGACAGGCACCUGCUCUCGGGGAGAGGCAGAGGUGGGUGUGAAGGUGGCCGUCAGAUGGGCCAGAGCUGGGGCUCCUAACCCGGCACGCCCCAAGCCUGACCCAGCGCCGCCCUCGCCCCUCCGGACUCAGGCCUCAGCCAUGACUGUCCUGACCGAGGCCAGUCCCCUUCACCCGCUGGGUGGGCCGGAUCAGGUGUGGCGUGGAGAGAUUCCGCUCUCAAAGGCGCCAGGCCCCACCAUGCGCCGCCGCCCUGGCGCCUCAGGAGUUCAUAUCUUGUAUGCGUUUGUGACCUGGGGAGAGGGCUUAGAAUAAAUUUGUAAUUCAAGUCUGUUGUCUUCAAGUUGGUGUGAUUUCAGUCCACCCCGCCCCCCCCAAGAAAUCCUUUGGACCCUUGGAAGAAAUGGCCUUUGUUUAUUCCUUUAUUCAGGAACGGGUCACUGAGGGUCACUCUGUGCUCUGCCCUGUACCAUGUUGGGGUCACAGUGUGACAGACCCACUCUGCUCUCGCAGGCCUUCGGUCUAGUGGGAGAAGGGGGACAGGGGCAGAAGGCACACAACUCAGCCGGGGUCUCGGGGACCCAGCGGACAGGCCCUGCACAGAGCAGACGCUGACUCCGGAGUCUGAGAAGAGGCAUCAGCUUUCUUUGUGAAUCACUGGGCAGGAAAGCCGGGGAUCAAGUCAAAUCUACCUCCACUACUGAGCAAGGGAAUGAAGUCAUACAGGUUUGGGGGACCAGGCUUGAAACAAAGGCACCGACUUCCUGGCCGAAGAGCAGUUAGGAGCAAAGAAAGGCUCGCGUUGUCCAGUGAGCCUGGACGAAGCUCAUGGGCCUGUCACAGGGCCGUUUCUACGUGAGGGCGAGGGGGCUUUUCUUCAGAACACCAGUGUUGAGUUUGUGCCCGUCCCCGCCUCUCUGUUCUGUCCCCAGCAGGCUCGAGCUGAGCUCAGGGUUGUCGACAAACCUCCUCGGCCUUUGCUGUGCCGGUAAAAGCAAGUCUCAGGAAACAGUGCGGCCCAGUCUGUCUCGGGGCAGGUGGACCGCUUGCCCCGGUUUUGCUGACUGUGUUGGUUCCCCUGUUGGGCAGGCCCCAGCCUGGAGAAGGGCCAGGAUGCCGCGAGCAUCCUCCGAGCCCUGCCUGACCCACAGGGCCAUGUACUGGCACCCUGGAUGCUGAAGGGCCGGGCCCGGGUCCCCUGGCUCAGUGGACAAAGGGAGAGGAGAAGACUGACCAAAGACAGGAGCACCGUCCACCUCCCCUCCGCUGUCUGCACUCUCUGGAGUGUCCCCUGAGCGCCUGCUGUGCGCCAGGCCUGGCCACCUGGCGGCUGGGGACAGCCAGAAGCCGGCCUGUGUGGAGCUGGGUCCACUGUGGGCCUCCAGGAGCAGGCCGGCGAGGGCUGCGUGGCUGACUUAGGGCAGGUUGUGGGAGGAGGCGCGGUCCAGAUCACCUGGAGGCCGCCAGCAGGGAGUGAGGAAGGGCGAUGGGAUGGGGUCCACCGGAGUUCUGCUGUCCACACCGGGCUGGGGCUUGAGGGCCAAAUCCAGCUGGCCUGCUGCCUGACUUUGGAAAUAAAGAUUUACCGGAACACAGCGUGCUCAUCCA
This is a messenger RNA of Condylura cristata (star-nosed mole), 4309 nucleotides long. Its product is annotated as optic atrophy 3 protein-like. Gene Ontology annotation, biological process: regulation of lipid metabolic process. Bases 45 to 572 code for a protein of 175 amino acids. Lineage: Eukaryota; Metazoa; Chordata; Mammalia; Eulipotyphla; Talpidae. The transcript has 2 exons. Gene Ontology annotation, cellular component: mitochondrion. The record is from RefSeq and is a predicted model, not a curated record.